AUGAAAAAUGGCGAAAAUGGAUUGGUUUAUGAUAUACAUAAAGUUAGCAGUGCAUCGGUAGCUCGUGGAACGCCAAUUAACACAAAAGUUAUCGGAAAAUACGAUUCACCGAAACAUGUUAUUUUGAAAAAUUCUAAAAUUGAUUAUAAUUUGCAGAAAACUUAUCUUAUCUUGGGUGCAAUGAUACCAAAAACUCCGAAAGGCAGCUUAUUUAUAGAAUAUUUAGAAGGAAAAGGUCAUGGUCAUUUAGAUUCUCAACUUCGUUGUGCUUAUCGAUUUACGAUAAUAUUCGCUGACAUGUUCAAUUUCACAAUAAAAGUCAAAAGAGCCAGCAGUUCGGGAUAUUUGAAGCCUUAUAGCAGCAACUGGAGUGGCGUCACAGGAAUGAUGCAAAGGAAAGAAAUUGACAUCUCAAAUGCCGCCAUGGUUUACAGUGUUCCAAGACAUCCUGUAAUCGACAGUGGACUUGCUGCAUCAAAAUUCCGACAAUUUUUCCUAUUUCGACACCCAUCAGGAGCUGGACAUCAAAUUAACGUUUAUUUAGCGCCCUUGGAUUAUUUGGUGUGGAUUUCAAUUCUCUUAGUUUCUCUCUUAGCAGCUUUUAUUUUUUACGUAAUUUUCAUUUACGAAAAAAAACUUGAUGGAGGAGAUGCUAAUCCAUUCACGACAUCAAUUCUCAUUGUUGUUGGAGCUUUGGCGCAACAAGGAGUCGACACGGCACCGUCAUUUCACUCGCGCAUCGGUUACUUUUUCUUCUUGUUGUUGGCAUUUUUCUGCUUUCAAUUCUAUUCGGCGCAAAUUGUGGGAAGUUUAUUGGCGCCCGAACCUCGUACAAUCACUAAUUUGAAACGACUUCGAAUGAGCUCCUUGAAAAUGGUCUUGGAAGAUGUGCCUACAAGUACUCCAAUGUUUAACAUUUCGAACAAUGACGAUGCUGUGGAAUUAUAUUUGAAACGAGUACGUGGCAAGGAAGUUUUCAUGAAAACGGUUGAAGAUGGAAUUCUCAAAGUUAAAGAAGGCGGUUAUGCAUUUUUUACUUUUAUUGAUUAUGCUUAUGAUGUGGCGAAAAAAAUGUUAUCUACUGAGGAAAUCGAUGAAUUGCAAGAAAUUCCAAUUUUUCACAAGGAUCAAUCAGAAAAUAUUUACUUACCCGUGCAGAAACAUUCUCCAUUCAAAGAACCCAUUCGAAUCGGAAUGUUGAGAAUAACUGAAGCAGGCAUUAAAGAUUAUUGGAUGAAUUUGUGGACAGCAAAACCCCCAAUCGGAGAUUUAAGUUUUUGGAAAUUUGCUGUGGUUGAUUGGAAUCGAUUUAAAAGUUUGUUUUAUUUUUUGUGUAUGGGAUUGGCUUUCAGUUUGAUAUUGUUUAUUGGUGAAAUAAUUGUGGCACGAUAUGUUGAUAAAGCUACCAAAGGUUUGUUAACUGAAGAUGAGAAAUAA
Molecule: messenger RNA, 1437 nt
Organism: Culicoides brevitarsis
Lineage: Eukaryota; Metazoa; Arthropoda; Insecta; Diptera; Ceratopogonidae
Product: glutamate receptor ionotropic, kainate 2-like
Exons: 3
Coding region: 1-1437 (478 amino acids)
Source: RefSeq, a predicted model, not a curated record